AUGAAAAUCCCCGCUGAAAUUAUACAACACAAAUUUUGUAUCCAAUUAAAAACGUUUUACAACUCGGCAAAUGCUGUCGUCAACGUAACCGUUUUCUACGAAAGUCUUUGUCCCGACAGCAUAAGGUUUAUUAAAAAGCAACUUCAUCCCACUUACUCGGAACUUAAGGAUUACAUGAACGUGGAACUAGUGCCGUUUGGAAAAGCUCGAUACAUGAACGAUCCCUGGAGAAUAUCGUGUCAGCACGGACCCCGAGAAUGUGCCGGAAAUGCCGUACAGGCAUGUGCUUUAACGAAAUUUCCAGAAAAUGAAAUGCAAGUUAAUUUCGUACACUGCGUCAUGUCUCAAAGAUAUCCCCCGGGAGCCGGAUCGUGGUGUGCCAAAGAAUUGAAUUACGACUACAGAGGCGUUGAUGAAUGUUCGAAAAAUGAUGAGGGAAGACAACUUAUCGCGAAAUUCGGAGAUCGAACUUUUGCCUACAAAAAUAUUUUGACCUUUGUGCCGACCAUUUUAUUAAACGACGAAUUUUCCGAAGAGUCACAAAGGGAAGCAUUGACGAAUUUGAAAUUUGGAAUUUGCAAAAGAUUGGAAGAACCCGUUCCCGACAAAUGUAAAUAA
Molecule: messenger RNA, 618 nt
Organism: Pediculus humanus corporis (human body louse)
Lineage: Eukaryota; Metazoa; Arthropoda; Insecta; Psocodea; Pediculidae
Exons: 5
Coding region: 1-618 (205 amino acids)
Molecular function (GO): oxidoreductase activity, acting on a sulfur group of donors, disulfide as acceptor
Source: RefSeq, a predicted model, not a curated record